AGCACAUCGAAUCCACAGAGCUUUCUCGAUAAGUAUCAAAGUAGCCUGUGCUUAGACGUUAAACUGGCAGAUGACGCGAAAAAUCACAACAUAACCUCAAUGGAUUUGUUAAUAAUUUUUGUUUGAAUCAGGUUUACGAUUCGAAGCUUCCGGCCACGUACUCGCAUCUCACGUAUGAGACGCCUUCAUUACAGAUAAAAUUUUCCUGUGCUUAGAGGUUUUUAUAAAAUAUUCGGAAUUUAUGUGAUCAACUUUUAAAUAAUGGCACCAGAGUGUUCAUUUGUUCCUGUCAAACAAUUGCCGGAUAGUGAUCAAACCCGGGAAAUUCAAGAAGCUUUUAAAAAUGCGUUCGGAAAUGCAUCAGCAGAGUUUUAUGUGAGAGUCCCAGGAAGGGUAAACCUAAUAGGUGAACACAUAGACUAUUGCGGCUAUCCCGUAUGCCCAAUGGCACUAGAUCAGCACAUUUUACUGGCUGUAUUGACCACCAAUGACAACACCUUGGUGCUACAUAACACCGAUCCCAAAUUCAAGGACUUUGAAUGUAAUCUUGAAAACUUCGAGAUUUGCAUCGGCGAAGGAAAGCCUGAAUGGUACCAGUACUUCCUUUGCGGAGUGAAAGGCGUUCUCGAGUGCAAAGAAGAACCUACAUCGGAUAAUAGUCCAGUCGGAAUGAAAGUGGUUGUGAGCGGCAACAUUCCUCAUAGCGCUGGACUGUCGAGUAGCAGCGCUCUGGUUAGCGCGGCAGCACUGGCAACAGCGCGUGCUAAUAAACGCAAAUUCACAAAAGAAAAGUUGGCGGAAGUUUGCGCGACGUGUGAACGCUAUAUUGGAACUCAAGGCGGUGGAAUGGACCAGGCGAUAGCGUUUCUGGCCGAGGAAGGUGGUGCGAAGCUAAUCGAGUUCGCACCUCUUCGCUCCUCUGACGUAAAGCUACCAACCGGUGCAGUUUUCGUGAUAGCGCAUAGCUUGGCUAGCAUGAAUAAAGCCGCCACGUCCGAUUUUAACCGACGAGUAGUGGAAUGCCGGUUAGCUACAAAGCUCAUUGCAAAAAGAAAGGGGAAGCUACCAUGGCGAGAAAUCAAAAAUUUAUCCAAGGUUCAAAAAGCAUACGGCUUAACGCUGCCUGAGAUGAUUGCUAUGGUUGAAUCCACCUUGCACGAAAAACCUUAUAGCAAAGAAGAAGUAGCCGAAGAACUUGGAAUCACUGUAGAAGAAUUGGAGACUACGCUGCUUACUCCAAAUACUAGGAACGUUAGUGAGCUCAAAUUAAGACAGAGGGCGCUACACGUGUGUGAGGAAGCGCUGAGAGUGAAGGAAUUCCACGAGACGUGCCUGGAAAGCUCCAGGUCCGGCGAGGAGGAGACGUUAACGACGCUCGGUCGUCUGAUGUCCGAGAGCCAUCGAAGCCUUGACAGCCUUUACGAAUGCAGCCAUGCGAGGCUGAACGAAUUAGUGGACGCGUCCAAGGCGUACGUGUACGGAGCCCGGCUGACAGGAGCUGGUUGGGGAGGAUGCAUUGUUGCCUUGGUGAAAAAUGAAAAUCUUCUGGACUAUAUGGACCACCUGAAGAAGACAUACUACAAAAAAUACUGUUUCGGUGACGAUAUUGGCAAAUAUUUAUUUUCUACAUCGCCAAAGUCGGGUGCUUGUGUCUAUGUAUAAUUUUUAAAAAGUAUUCAGUAAAAAUAAGUCCUGAUACUCUACAAUGAUACAUACCAGUACAGCAUUUUUAAUCAUAUAUUUACUUUUCAUGAGGUUAUAGUGGAAUUAUAGUUUCGUUUAUACAAAUUAAUAAAUCUUACAAAAUCCUCCAGUUUUCUUUCAAAAUCCA
Messenger RNA from Acanthoscelides obtectus, 1831 nucleotides. The record is from the annotation of a GenBank genome assembly. NCBI's taxonomy places the organism in Eukaryota, Metazoa, Arthropoda, Insecta, Coleoptera, Chrysomelidae.